Spinacia oleracea (spinach) is the source of this 2115-nucleotide messenger RNA. RefSeq names its product cytochrome P450 87A3-like. Gene Ontology annotation, biological process: brassinosteroid homeostasis; multicellular organism development; brassinosteroid biosynthetic process. Lineage: Eukaryota; Viridiplantae; Streptophyta; Magnoliopsida; Caryophyllales; Amaranthaceae. The record is from RefSeq and is a predicted model, not a curated record. The transcript is spliced from 8 exons. The coding region runs from base 1 to 1629 and encodes 542 amino acids. Gene Ontology annotation, molecular function: nucleic acid binding; heme binding; monooxygenase activity.
AUGUCCAAAUAUGAACGGUUUGGAAUGCUUCCCAAAGAAACUAUUCAGGAAAUGUUUACUCGAUUUACUAACAUAACUAACAAAUUGGUUUCUCUUGGAAGAAGUAUACCUACUGAUGAGCAGGUAAGAAAAAUCCUAAGAAGCAUGCCACAAGACGAUCGUUGGAGAACCAAGGUUACUGCACUGUUCGAAACUAAGGACUUUACCAAGUUCAACAUCGAACAGCUAGCAGGUUCCUUGAUGACCCACGAACUACAUCUUGAUGAUGUUGUUCCUGAGAGUUCCAGAAACCGAGGAUUAGCUCUAAAAGCUGAGGAACUCGAAGAGUCAGAACCAGAUGAAGAGGAAGCUGCCAUGCUGGUAAGGAGGAUGAAAAUACUCUACAGGAACUUCAAGCCAGGGAACCAAAAGGGAAGGAACUUUGCAAGAAAAAUAGACAGUUCCAAAACCGAACAAGGCUGCUUCAAAUGUGGUGAAACUGGUCACCAAAUUCGAGACUGCCCUCAGUGGAUAAUGACAAAGGAAAAGGAAAGGCAAGGAAUAAUCAAGGAACGUUACAAUAAAUCCACCUUUGCCAAACCUAACUUCAAGAAAGCCAUGAUAGCUGUGUGGGGUGAAGCAACUGAUUCUAAAGAUGAUGAGGAACAACUAAGUGAAGAAACUGCAAAUCUAUGUCUUAUGGCUAAGAUAGACGGAACUGAACAAGUUCCAUCAAAUGAGAUGAUUUUCAAUCUGACAGCCAAAAAGCUAAUUAGUCAUGAUGCUGAAACCUCUUCAGAAAAUCUAAGGGAGAAUUUUGUUGCUUUCAUUAAGGGAUUAAUCUCCUUCCCUUUGGACAUUCCUGGUACAACAUACCACGAAUGUUUACAGGGAAGAAAGAAGGCAAUGAAGAUGCUGAAAAAUAUGCUACAAGAGAGAAGAAUGAUGCCCAGAAAACAGAACACCGACUUUUAUGAUUAUGUCUUAGUGGAACUGGCAAAGGAGGAAACACUACUAACAGAGGGAAUUGCUUUGGACUUGAUGUUUGUGCUUCUCUUUGCUAGCUUUGAGACAACCUCCUUGGCUUUAACCGUAGCCUUAAAAUAUCUCUCAGAUUAUCCUCUGGUGCUACAAAAACUAACGGAAGAGCAUGAGGCGAUUUUAAAGAAGCGUGAAAAUCCUGAUUCUCACCUUACAUGGAGUGAAUACAAAUCAAUGACAUUCACUUUUCAGUUUAUCAAUGAAACAGUUAGGCUGGCAAAUAUAGUUCCAGGAAUAUUUAGAAAAGCAUUGAAAGAUGUCAGCUACAAGGGUUACACCAUUCCAGCUGGUUGGGGUGUCAUGGUCUGUCCUCCAGCUGUACACUUAAACCCUGCUAUAUAUGAAAAUCCCCUUGACUUUAAUCCAUCGAGAUGGGAGGGAGGAGAAAUAAAUGGUGCAUCCAAACAUUUCAUGGCUUUCGGUGGAGGCAUGAGAUUUUGUGUUGGGACAGAUUUUACCAAGGUGCAAAUGGCUGUAUUUCUACACUGCUUGGUUACAAAGUACAGGUGGAAUCCAGUAAAAGGAGGGAACAUAGUUCGGACCCCUGGCUUACAGUUUCCAGAUGGAUUUCAUGUUCAAUUGUCUGAGAAAAGGUCAACAGAAACAUAAACUAUCAAUUGAUUCUGCUCCAGAAAUAUAGUUGUUACAAGUGACUUGAGCCGCAAUAAGGAAACACAUCAAUACAAACAUAACAGGAGAGGAGAACAAAUAUUUACAGUUUCUCCACCAAACAAGAGCAAACCGUGAAUAGCUUUCUUGUAAUCGUCAUAGCUUUUGUAUACAUUGUCUAUUUUUUACCCCUCAUCUUCUCGUCAAUAUGUGAAAGCACAUAUGAUUUGGGGAAAACCGGGUUAGAUGUCUUACAGCAUGUAAAAUCAUUAUUGAAUUCAUGUCACCUCUCAUGUUGCAAAUGUAUAAAACAUCAAUACCAAAAUACAAAUAUCCCUAGCAUUAUACUAUAGUCUCUGCCAAUUAUUAUGAUCGAGCUACUAGAUUAACUCAAUGAAAGAACUGUAAACCGUACAGAACUACAGAUAGUAUACAACUGAACAUAAAGCACCAUAGUAGUAUGAUUAUAUUUAAACCCCUUCCUUU